Amphiprion ocellaris (clown anemonefish) is the source of this 2542-nucleotide messenger RNA. It is a transcript of the gene slc34a2b, whose product is annotated as solute carrier family 34 member 2b. Gene Ontology annotation, cellular component: apical plasma membrane; vesicle; brush border. NCBI's taxonomy places the organism in Eukaryota, Metazoa, Chordata, Actinopteri, Pomacentridae. The coding region runs from base 154 to 2049 and encodes 631 amino acids. The record is from RefSeq and is a predicted model, not a curated record. Gene Ontology annotation, biological process: intracellular phosphate ion homeostasis; sodium-dependent phosphate transport. Gene Ontology annotation, molecular function: sodium:phosphate symporter activity. The transcript is spliced from 13 exons.
UGGACUCUGCGCGACCUUUGCACUGCGCACAGCGGGUGUGCGCUCCUGGCUGCGCUAUAAAAGCUGCGCUGCGGCUCGCUGAGAGCGACAGGUGAAGCUCAGGUGAAGCCUCCAGAUCUCAGCUCUCAGCUCCGGGUUCAGCUGCAGACAGUCAUGGCUCCAAGACCAGAAGUGGAGACUGAUUCCUCCCAUGCUCGCGAUGACAAAGCUAAAGAUUCUGCCAUCCUGCCGGCUUACUCCACCGUGGACCUGAUAAAUGAGGAACCUGAGGAGGUAGAUCCCUGGGCUCUCCCAGAGCUCAAAGACAUGGGGGUCAAGUGGUCAGAGCUGGAUACUAAAGGAAAGGUUUUGAGAGUACUGACUGCUAUUGUGAAGCUAGUUCUGCUGCUUGGAUUUCUUUACCUGUUUAUCUGCUCGUUGGAUAUUCUGAGUUCUGCUUUCCAGCUAGUCGGAGGCAAAGCUGCUGGUGACAUCUUCCAGGACAAUGCUGUGUUGUCCAACCCUGUGGCAGGGCUGGUCAUCGGUGUGUUAGUCACAGUGCUUGUACAGAGCUCCAGCACCUCCUCCUCUAUUGUGGUCAGCAUGGUGUCCUCUGGAUUGCUAGAAGUCAAGUCUGCAGUGCCGAUCAUCAUGGGAGCUAACAUUGGAACAUCUGUCACCAACACUAUUGUAGCUAUGAUGCAGGCAGCAGAUCGAAAUGAGUUCCGCAGGGCAUUUGCAGGUGCUACGGUCCACGACUUCUUCAACUGGCUGUCUGUCCUGGUUCUUCUGCCCCUAGAAGUCGCCUCUGGCGCUCUGUACAAACUCAGCCUCCUUGUGAUUGAGUCUUUCAAUAUCCAGACUGGAGACAAUGCCCCCGAAUUGCUCAACGUCAUCACAGACCCCCUCACAGACUCCAUCAUUGAGCUGGACAAAUCUGUUAUCAAUCAGAUUGCCACUGGCGACCCGGAGGCCAGGAACAGAAGUCUGAUCAAAAGAUGGUGCAAAACAGAGAUAAACAUGACUUUCUGGAAUGAGACACUGCCAAACUGCACUGCCCCUUCCAUUUGCUGGGUUGAGAAGAACAAGACUUGGACUGAAAACGUGGAGAAAUGCAAACACAUCUUCGCCAAUGUGCAGUUGCCAGACCUGGCAGUGGGCCUCAUCCUCUUGGCUGUGUCUUUGUUUGUCCUCUGCACCUGCCUCGUCCUCAUUGUCAAGCUGCUCAACUCCAUGCUGAAGGGACAGGUGGCUGUGGUCAUCAAGAAGGUGCUCAACACAGACUUCCCCUUCCCCUUCGCCUGGGUUACUGGCUAUCUUGCAAUUAUGGUCGGGGCUGGGAUGACCUUCCUUGUUCAGAGCAGCUCCAUCUUCACCUCAGCUAUAACACCACUUGUUGGUAUUGGUGUCAUUAGCCUUGAGAGAGCUUAUCCUCUGACCCUGGGGUCCAAUAUUGGUACAACAACCACUGCUAUACUUGCUGCUAUGGCUAGUCCUGGAGAAACGUUAGCCAACUCCCUGCAGAUUGCACUUUGCCACUUCUUCUUUAACAUCAUGGGCAUCAUACUGUGGUACCCAAUCCCCUUCAUGCGGGUGCCCAUCAGGCUGGCAAGAGGGCUCGGGAACCGAACCGCCAAAUACCGCUGGUUUGCUGCCUUCUACCUUAUCCUGUGCUUCUUGGUUUUACCUCUGUUUAUAUUCGGCCUGUCGCUGGCAGGCUGGCAAGUCCUGGUUGGCGUUGGAGUGCCAAUCGUUGUUCUGGUUGUCUUUGUGAUUAUCGUCAAUAUGAUGCAGUCCCGCUGGCCCCGCUACCUGCCCACGGUCCUGAGAAACUGGGACUUCUUGCCGCGGCCCCUGCACUCCAUGGCACCGUGGGACAGAAUGGUGACCUCAUCUUUAGCCUUCUGUGGCACACGCUGCUGCUGCUGCUGCAACUGCAAAUGCUGCAAGUGCUGCCAAAAAGAGGAGGAGGUUGAAAAGAUCAGGAGAAACAGCAAGACGGGCCUGGAGAUGUACGAUAAUCCAGCCAUGUCUAAAGACGAAGAGCAUGGCAAAUCAACACGUAUUUAAUAUUAUUAAAUGAAAUUUGCAUCUGUAAGCAAUGCUAAAUGCAGUAAUGUACUUGUAGCACACUUGUAAUUGUUCAUCACUUCUCAGGUUGUGGUGUGUCACUGAUUCCCUUCUAUCGGAUGAUACACUGAGCACCGUAGUAAACACUGUUGCUAUCAUGCUGGAGAGUAUGAACAGAAGUGUUGUAUAUAUUCUCAUGAACCCACUGUUGUUGGGCCUGUGAUGUGCAUUUUAUAAUGUUUUCAAUUUAUUGUUCAGACUCGCUGUCUGCUAUGACAUAACUAUGGGUGGCUGCGAAUGUUGGGAUAUAUUUUUAUAUUUUAUGUAACAUGGUUUUAUUGUCAACUCUGACCAUUUCACCUUCAGAUGUUUAAUGUAGCAUUUAAGAUAUAAUGUCAUUAACACGUUGUGUUAUCUUUCAGUAUUUAAUAAUAUGUAAUAAUGUAAAUAACAAUAAAAAAUAAUAUGUAAAUAAAAAAAUACUAUUUUUAAA